CAUAAAGCUGACAUUAUAGCAACCCUGCAACUGAUUACCUUCCAUUACUUUCUAUAGACUAUUAAUCCAAAGUGAAGGUCCCGGAAGGGUUCUGCUGCAGAUAUAGUGCGGUCCAGUACACUACCGACUCCUCCAGAGCUGGAAUCACUCAGGUCAUGAGAGUCUGCAACGGCCGACAGGAUGGGUGCCAAUGGGAAUCUGCGAUCAUGAGGCCUAAUAAGGGCAGACAAGCCCACUCAGCAGCUGAUGGAUUGGCGCUGAGCGCUGCGAAGAACAGGACGGCUCAGAUUGCGAAGGGGGAUAGCGGACUGUGCGUGGUGAUAGAUGGCUCAAUCAUUCCUACGUCCCCAGCGUCCUCCUACCGGACCUGCGUUCGCCGAGAAGUGCCGCCAAGGUGGACCAGCUCUGUUGUCUUUCUGGACAAGCUAUUUUCAGCUUCCCUGGUGGCACCGGACAAGAGGGGAGCAGGACAAAACGUUCUGUAUAAGUCUUCCGCGUUCGUUCGGAUCUGCACACCGGAAAGUUCCAGAGGCGUCGGGGCGGCCGUGUUGGUCGGCGAGCAGCAUGAUGGAAGCAAGAGUUGGGGACGGCGUGGAGCAGCGACAUCAACUCAAGACAGGAGAGAAGAAUCACAAGAACAUCCGGCGAAGACGGCAAAAGGUGUCGAGAUGGAUUAUUGUCAGUUCUUCUUGAAGACAAACACUCCAGAAGCCUGGCCCAAGUCGCUCAGUCUCAAAGAGGCUCUGGAGCUCUUCAGGCCAGACUUCAUCAGCCAAUCUCAGGGUCGAGUGAGGAUGAUGGAGCAGAGGAAGAGGAGGGGGAAGGGGAGGACCAGCGCCGGCCUGAUACGAGACGAAGACGUGAGAAGGAGGAGGUGCACCACCUGUGCCGGCCCGGUACGAGACGGAGACGUGCGAAGGAGGAGGUGCACCACGCCGGAUCCGCUUAGCGAUAACCUUUUCAAGCCAAGCAGGAGGUCGAUAUCAAUUAAAGAAAUGCAACAGCGAUCCAGAAGGUUGUACAACAAGCUGCCAGAGGUGGAAAAGAAAAAGCAGGAGGAAGAGAAGAGAACAGUGUUCCAAGCCAACAGACUGCGAGUAGACCUCUUUAAAAAGAGACUUCUGGACCACAUUCUGCAAAGAUGAAGGAGCUCCACAGAAUGGCAAAUACUUAUUUCCUAUUUCAUCCGUACCUUCAGUAUUAAUUGUGUCUGAGCAAACAAAGUUUGUCAGUUCAUGCCGAGACACUAAACUAGAUUACUCAAAGAAAAUUGCCAAAAACCAAUUUACAUCAGGUUCAAGAAAAAUGAUGUAUCGCUAAAUUAUUUUUUUGUAUUAUUUUUUUAAUCGAGUUUGACAAAAAGCAAGUGCUCUAUCUCUGAAUAUUGUUAUUUGAUUCAACAUUUUCUGUUUUUCCUUUAAGAAUACAAUGUUUUUGGUGAUCAAAUGCCUGUGCAGUAACUGGAACUAUUUAAUUUUUUUCUCUUUAUACAUUUAUAUAUUAAUUAAA
This is a messenger RNA of Syngnathus acus (greater pipefish), 1509 nucleotides long. RefSeq lists its product as uncharacterized. Gene Ontology annotation, biological process: regulation of centriole replication. The coding region runs from base 156 to 1145 and encodes 329 amino acids. The transcript has 6 exons. The record is from RefSeq and is a predicted model, not a curated record. Gene Ontology annotation, cellular component: cytosol; centriole; centrosome. Lineage: Eukaryota; Metazoa; Chordata; Actinopteri; Syngnathiformes; Syngnathidae.